AUGUCUGACAAAGGGGUACCGUAUGGAACCCAAUACCAAGUUGAUUCCCCCACCAACUCUCCUGAAGUCUCGGUUCUAGUAGAGAAGGUGUUGGCUGAAUUCGACAAAGCAAGAGACGGGGGAAAUUCUGUAUUUGAGAAGGCGAUGGCUGAAGUUUACAAAGCAAAAGGAGACGGGGGAAAUCAUUCAGCCGAAAGCAGUGGGGUGCGGAAAUUUUCGUCACAGACAGUGGACAUACAUGGAAAUUACCGUUCAGGCAGUUCCGACGAUCAGGAUAAUAAUGAAGAAGUUGACCUUGCUCAAAUCACGGAACCUAUUCCGGAUACGGAAGGUGAGUGCUUUCAAGCUCCAAUUUUUAACCGCGUCACCUCAUCGUUACCAAAUUUGAGCCCGUGGCGAGGAAAGCAUGGUUUUUGCGUCGAAUUUGCUCAUUCGCAGAAGAAUUGGGUCAUCAUUCCUAGGGAUGAUGGUAGUCGUGGCGUUGUGUUCAUAAAGCGGCGAAUACCGUGGGAAUUCGCUGUGGUGCUGAAUGAACCCAUUGACGGAAUGUGUAUUCGUUUGACUCCUGUGUUCGACGACUCGGAAUUCGCCAUGAAUCUAGUGAUUUGCUGUCAGCAGUCGGAGCACGCCACUGCGGGGAACAAUUAUUUUGAGACUCAAAGUUUAUUGCGUAUCGUCGAUACCGGAGCCCUCUACGAGUACCAUCGUGAUCGUCUCACUGUUCGCUUCCUUGUAUCGGAUGUGACCCGAAAUGACGAUGGUUCCUAUGCGAAUGUCAAACUGUUUUUCACCUGUUUGGGAACCUGUCCCAUAGUGGAGAAUGAACUGGGCAAGCGUGUGAAUCGCACAUUUUCAGUCAUCUUCACACUGGAAAAUAACGAUGGGGGAAUUCUCGGCAGAGACUGUGUGAGAUUCAGAGUAUGCACAAAUCCUGCACGUGAUAGCAAGAAGCUCAAACAGGGCCUCGCUGUUGAAACUGAUUCAGAGGAAUGUUCCCAGGGUAUUGUAAUGAUUAUGAUGCCUGAAUCAGCAGCCGUCGUGCAGAAAUUGUUGGCUUCGCGAAAUAGCAACGCGAGUAUGGUUUGA
This is a messenger RNA of Notodromas monacha, 1086 nucleotides long. NCBI's taxonomy places the organism in Eukaryota, Metazoa, Arthropoda, Ostracoda, Podocopida, Cyprididae. The record is from the annotation of a GenBank genome assembly.